AUUAUUUGCUUGGUCUCCCCGUCGAGCCCCGUCGAGCGUCACGGGCCGCACUCCCCGUCGCCGUAUCCGACCCGACGACCUCGACCAGAAGAAGGAACCAGCGAUCAUCUUCUUGGGUCAAGAAUGGAGGGCGAAGGGGAGGAGCCGGGCGGCCAUGGCGGAGGAGGAGCAGGAGGGCCACCCCUGCGAGCCUUGUGUUGCCGGGAGCUCAGCCUCCUGGAGUUCCCCGACCGGUACGUGAUCCGAUCCGUCGAUCCCGACGGCCCAGACCACGCCUUCUCCAUCGGCCGCUCUGAUGGCCUUGUCGAGCCUCUCUUUGAAGAUCUUAGUUCUUUAACUCCUUCUAGAGUCUCAACAAUUUAUGGAGUGCUUGGGAUUAUCAGGUUGAUUGCAGGAACAUAUGUGCUACUUAUUACCUCUCGGAAGGAAGUUGGUACUCAUCUCAAUUCCUCCGUAUUCCAUGUUACAUCAAUGAGAUUUUUGUCCUGCAAUGGGGCUUUAAAGCAUUCAACUUCUCAAGAAAAAAGAGAUGAGGCUUACUUUAUGUCUCUUCUGAGAACCAUAGAAUCGACCCCUGGUUUAUAUUAUUCAUAUGAAAGGGACUUAACACUCAACUUACAGAGGACAUGCAAGUUGACCGAAGAAAGGAUGCACAAGCCACUGUGGAAACAGGCUGACCCACGCUUUAUAUGGAAUCACAGUUUGAUGGAGGAGCUUAUUGAGAAUAAGCUUGAUGCCUUUACCAUUCCUGCGAUACAAGGAAGCUUUCAGUCUGUGCAAUUCACCCUUAAAGAUUCACCUGCCAGAAUCACAUUGAUCUCAAGAAGGUGCAACCGUCGUCUAGGAACUAGAAUGUGGAGAAGAGGAGCAAAUCUGGAAGGAUCCACUGCUAAUUUUAUUGAGACUGAACAAAUUCUAGAGUUUGAAGGUUAUAAGUCAUCGUUUUUACAGAUUCGGGGUUCUAUUCCACUUCUGUGGGAGCAAAUUGUUGACUUAAGCUACAAACCACGGCUCAAUAUUAUUAAUCAUGAUGAAACGCCAAAGGUUGUUGAGCGCCACUUUCGUGAUGUGAUGCAAAGGUAUGGGGAGACGAUUGCUAUUGACUUGACUGAUAAAGAAGGCGAUGAAGGUCGGCUCAGUGAUGCAUUUGCUGCUGAGAUGGAAAAACUUCCGUAUUGUAGAUAUGUGCCUUUUGAUUUUCAUCAUACAUGUGCCAAAGGGAAUUUUGAUAACUUGCAACUUCUUUAUGAUCAAAUCAAAGAAAAUGUGGAAAGCCAAGGAUAUCUUUUGAUCAAUACUGAUGGGGAAAUACUAAUAGAGCAGAAUGGAAUUCUCAGGGUUAAUUGUGUUGAUUGCCUGGAUCGGACAAAUGUUACCCAGAGUUACAUGGCUAGGAAAUCAUUGAAUUUACAACUGCAGCAAAUGGGGGCAUUUUCAUCAAGUGAAUGUAUAUCCAUGUAUAGUGACAUCUAUGAAAAGUUCAAGAUAUUAUGGGCUGAGCAUGGAGAUGAGAUAAGCUUGGAAUAUGCUGGAACUCAUGCCCUGAAAGGGGACCUAGUACGAUAUGGAAGACAGACUGUAAGUGGAAUGAUAAAGGAUGGAAUCAGUGCUCUCACACGAUAUUACUUGAAUAACUUUCAAGAUGGCAUUCGACAAGAUGCAUUAGAUCUCAUUAGCGGUCGUUAUACCAUCAGCCGAAGUGGUCCCUCUCCUUUCCAGCUUAAUGGGUUUGAAUCAUUAUCAUAUCUUCCAGUCGCCUCGGCUCUCAUCGUGGGAGGUCUCACAAUGACAACGUUCACACUAAAUCAAGUGGGGCGCAGCACACAACAUUUUAUUUCUUCUGUACUCUGGGCUGGGUUGACGGCCGGAGUAGUGGCUCUUGUUAAAGCCAAUGGGAAGCAGUUCUGCUCCAGGCCACGCUUGUGUGGCCUAUUGUAAGUUAAAACUUGUAGAUUUACGUUAUUCAAUUUUGGACAUUUUGGAUGGUCUCACUUCCAUUUGGCACGUAUAACCAUGUGACUCCCAAUGAAAUUUUUGUAUGUUCCAAAUGUAGUUCACUGGAAAAAAGAUUUAUUAUUAAUUUUGGUUUUCAA
Molecule: messenger RNA, 2093 nt
Organism: Musa acuminata AAA Group (dessert banana)
Lineage: Eukaryota; Viridiplantae; Streptophyta; Magnoliopsida; Zingiberales; Musaceae
Product: phosphoinositide phosphatase SAC8
Exons: 20
Coding region: 124-1938 (604 amino acids)
Biological process (GO): phosphatidylinositol dephosphorylation
Cellular component (GO): endoplasmic reticulum
Molecular function (GO): phosphatidylinositol-4-phosphate phosphatase activity
Source: RefSeq, a predicted model, not a curated record